CCCCUCCCUCCCUUGCAGUCGCUGCUGUUCCUGGGGCUGCUGGCGGCCAUCUGCCUGGGCCUGAACCUCGCCUUCCUGGCGGCCUACCUGGUGUGCGCCUGCUGCUGCCGGCCGGACCCCGUGGUGCAGACCAAGCAGCGCGGCUCCUGCUGCGUCACCUGGACGGCGGUGGUGGCCGGCCUCGUGUGCUGUGCUGCGGUGGGUGCAGGUUUCUAUGGGAACAGCGAGACUCACGACGGGGCGCACCAGCUCAUCUACUCCUUGGAGAACGCCAACCACACCUUCUCUGGGAUCGACGAACUGGUGUCUGAAAAUGCCCAGAAGCUGCAGGUGGACCUGGAGCAGCACCUGGCCCGGCUCAACGAGCUCUUUGCUGCCCGGGGUGACUACAUCCAGACCCUGAAGUUCAUGCAGCAGAUGGCAGGCAGCAUCGUCACCCAGCUCUCAGGACUGCCCGUGUGGAGGGAGGUCACCACACAGCUGACCGAGCUGUCUGACCAGACCGGCUACGUGGAGUACUACAGGUGGCUCUCCUACCUCCUGCUCUUCAUCCUGGACCUGGUCAUCUGCUUCAUCGCCUGUCUGGGACUGGCCAAGCGCUCCAAGUGUCUCCUGGCCUCGACGCUGUGCGGCGGGGUGCUGGCGCUGCUCCUCAGCUGGGCCUCCCUGGCCGCCGACUCGGCCGCGGCAGUGGGCACCAGUGACUUCUGUGUGGCUCCUGACACCUUCAUCCUGAACAACACGCAGGGCCACAUCAGCACAGAGGUGACGCGCUACUACCUGUACUGUGGUCAGAGUGUAAGCAGCCCCUUCCAGCAGGCGCUGACCACCUUCCAGCGCUCGCUGACCACCAUGCAGAUCCAGGUGGUGGGGCUGCUGCAGUUUGCCGUGCCCCUCUUCCCCACGGCGGAGAAAGACCUCCUCGGGAUCCAGCUCCUGCUGAACAUGUCGGAGACCAGCCUUCACCAGCUGACCGCCAUGUUGGAUUGCCGAGGGUUGCACAAGGACUACCUGGACGCCCUCACCGGCAUCUGCUAUGAUGGCAUCGAGGGCUUGCUGUACCUCGGCCUCUUCUCCCUCCUGGGCACCCUGACCUUCUCCACCCUCAUCUGUGCGGGACCACGGGCCUGGAAGCACCUCUCCUCCAGGGACAGAGACUACAACGACAUCGAUGACGACGACCCCUUUAACCCCCAAGCUCGGCGCAUCGCGAACCAGGCCAUGCUCUUUGGUGGGAACCCACGCUACGAAAACGUGCCGCUGAUCGGGAGAGGCUCCCCCCCGCCCACGUACUCUCCCAGCAUGAGGGCCACCUACAUGUCCGUGGCGGAUGAGCACCUGAGGCACUAUGGGAGUGAGUUUCCAGCCUAGCGGGUGGACGUGGACUUCC
Messenger RNA from Ictidomys tridecemlineatus (thirteen-lined ground squirrel), 1390 nucleotides. NCBI's taxonomy places the organism in Eukaryota, Metazoa, Chordata, Mammalia, Rodentia, Sciuridae. The record is from RefSeq and is a predicted model, not a curated record.